UUAGCGGUGUAUUGUGGGAUGUGCGGCUCCUGGGAGCCGAGCCUCCGCCGCCAGCCGCCUCCGGGGCAGCAGCAGCAGCAGCGGCAGCGGCAGCGGCGGCGGCGGCGGCGGCAGCAGCUCCGGGCCCGGCGGCGGCGGCAGCAGCGGCGGCGGCUCCCCCCGCGCCCGGCCCCCCGCCCCGCAGCCCCGGCCUCGGCGCCCGCGGGGGACACCAUGUACUGGCUGGCGGCGCAGGGAGGCCGGCGCCCGGCGGGGAUGUUGGGUUAACGGCAUGGAGAACAGUCACCCCCACCACCACCACCAGCAGCCCCCGCCGCAGCCCGGCCCUGCGGGCGAGAGGAGGAACCACCACUGGAGAAGUUACAAGUUGAUGAUUGACCCGGCUCUGAAGAAGGGACACCACAAGCUGUACCGCUACGAUGGGCAGCACUUCAGCCUGGCGAUGUCCAGCAACCGCCCGGUGGACAUCGUCGAGGACCCCCGGGUGGUCGGGAUCUGGACCAAAAACAAGGAGCUGGAGCUGUCGGUGCCCAAAUUCAAGAUCGAUGAGUUCUACGUGGGCCCCGUGCCUCCGAAGCAGGUGACAUUUGCCAAGCUGAAUGACAACAUCCGCGAAAACUUCCUGCGGGACAUGUGCAAGAAGUAUGGGGAGGUGGAGGAGGUGGAGAUCCUGUACAACCCCAAGACCAAGAAGCACCUGGGCAUCGCCAAGGUGGUCUUUGCCACGGUCCGGGGCGCCAAGGAGGCCGUGCAGCACUUGCACAGCACCUCGGUCAUGGGCAACAUCAUCCACGUGGAGCUGGACACCAAAGGGGAAACCCGGAUGCGGUUUUAUGAGCUGCUGGUCACAGGCCGGUACACACCCCAGACCCUGCCGGUGGGCGAGCUGGAUGCGGUCUCUCCCAUCGUGAACGAGGCCCUGCAGUUGUCUGAUGCCCUGAAGCGCCUCAAGGAUGGUGGCCUCUCCACGGGCUGUGGCUCCGGCUCCUCCUCUGUCACCCCGAACAGCGGCGGGACGCCCUUCUCCCAAGACACCGCCUACUCCAGCUGCCGCCUGGACACCCCCAACUCCUACGGGCAGGGCACCCCGCUCACGCCGCGCCUGGGCACCCCGUUCUCGCAGGACUCCAGCUACUCCAGCCGCCAGCCCACGCCCUCGUACCUCUUCGGCCAGGACCCCGCCGUGCCCUUCAAGCCCCGGCGCCACGAGAGCAAGUUCACGGACGCCUACAACCGGCGCCACGAGCACCACUACGUCCACAACUCGUCCGCCGCCCCCGCGGGGGCCGGGGCCGGGGCCGCGGCCGCCUUCAGGGGCUCCGUGGACCUCCCGUUCGGGGCCGGGGGCGGCGGCCCUCCCUUCAAGGCCCAGCCACAGGACUCGGCCACGUUUGCCCACACUCCACCGCCCCCCGCCCAGGCGACCCCCGCUCCCGGGGUCACGUUCAAGGCCGCUUUCUCCCCCUAUCAGACUCCGGUGCCCCCGUUCCCCCCGCCCCCCGAGGAGCCCGCCGCCCCCACCACCACCGCGGCCGCCCCCACCACCACCACCACCGCCGCCACCGCGGCCGCCUUCGGGGCCCGGGACAGUGGGGAGUUCCGGAGAGCCCCUGUGCCCCCGCCCCUGCCGCCCACAGAGCCCCGGACCAAGGAGAAGCCGGGCACGCCGCCCGGCCCCCCGCCCCCCGAGGCCAACAGCUUGGAGCUGGGCGGCCGGCCAGCCUUCGGCUGGAGCCCCGAGCCCUGCCACAGCCCGGGCACCCCCACGCUGGAGUCGCCGUCGCCCGCGGGGCUGGAGAAGCCGCACGACAGCCUGGACUCGCGCAUCGAGAUGCUGCUGAAGGAGCAGCGCACCAAGCUGCCCUUCCUCCCGGAGCAGGACUCGGACCCGGAGCUGCAGAUGGAGGGCAGCCCCAUCUCCUCCUCCUCCUCCCAGCUCUCCCCGCUGGCGCCCUUCGGCACCAACUGCCAGCCGGGCUUCCGCGGCCCCACGCCGCCCUCCUCGCGCCCCUCCAGCACCGGCCUGGAGGACAUCAGCCCCACGCCCCUGCCGGACUCGGACGAGGACGACGAGCUGGACCUGGGGCUGGGCCCCCGCCCCCCGCCCGAGCCGGGCCCCCCGGACCCCUCUGGCCUCCUGGGCCAGGCAACCGAGGCGACCUUGGACCUGGCUGGAGACAGGACCCCGACCUCGGAGAAGAUGGAUGAGGGCCAGCAGUCCUCGGGCGAGGACAUGGAGAUCUCAGACGACGAGAUGCCCUCGGCCCCGAUCACCAGCGCCGACUGCCCCAAGCCCAUGGUGGUGGCCCCGGGGUCGGCGGCCGUGGCAGGCCCCUCCGUGCUGGCCCCGAACCUGCCGCUGCCCCCGCCCCCCGGCUUCCCGCCACUGCCCCCGCCCCCGCCGCCCCCUCCGCCGCAGCCCGGCUUCCCCAUGCCCCCCCCUCUGCCGCCGCCGCCGCCGCCGCCCCCGGCCCACCCGGCCGUGGCGGUGCCCCCGCCCCCGCUGCCGGCGCCGCCCGGCGUGCCGCCGCCGCCCAUCCUGCCGCCCCUGCCGCCCUUCCCGCCCGGGCUGUUCCCCGUGAUGCAGGUGGACAUGAGCCACGUGCUGGGCGGCCAGUGGGGCGGCAUGCCCAUGUCCUUCCAGAUGCAGACGCAGAUGCUGAGCCGGCUGAUGACCGGCCACGGCGCCUGCCCCUACCCGCCCUUCAUGGCCGCCGCCGCGGCCGGGCUGCAGUUCGUCAACCUGCCGCCCUACCGCGGCCCCUUCGCCCUGGGCGGCGCGGGCCCCGGCCGCGGGCAGCCCUGGCCGCCGCUGCCCAAGUUCGACCCGUCCGUGCCGCCGCCCGGCUACCUGCCGCGCCAGGAGGACCCGCACAAGGCCACGGUGGACGGCGUGCUGCUGGUGGUGCUCAAGGAGCUGAAGGCCAUCAUGAAGCGCGACCUCAACCGCAAGAUGGUGGAGGUGGUGGCCUUCCGGGCCUUCGACGAGUGGUGGGACAAGAAGGAGCGGAUGGCCAAGGCCUCGCUGACCCCGGUGAAGUCGGGAGAGCACAAGGACGAGGACCGGCCGAAGCCCAAGGACCGCAUCACCUCCUGCCUGCUGGAGUCGUGGGGCAAGGGCGAGGGCCUGGGCUACGAGGGCCUGGGCCUGGGCAUCGGGCUGCGCGGGGCCAUCCGCCUGCCCUCCUUCAAGGUCAAGCGGAAGGAGCCCCCGGACACGGCCACGGCCGGAGACCAGAAGCGGCUGCGGCCCUCGGCCUCGGUGGACGAGGAGGACGAAGAGUCGGAGCGCGAGCGGGACCGGGACAUGGCAGACGCCCCCUGCGAGCUGGCCAAGCGGGACGCCAAGGGCGUGGGCGUGCGGCGGCGGCCGGCCCGGCCCCUGGAGCUGGACAGCGGCGGCGAGGAGGACGAGAAGGAGUCGCUGUCCGUGUCCUCGUCCUCGUCGGCCUCCUCCUCCUCGGGGUCCUCGUCCACCUCACCCUCCUCCUCGGCCUCGGACAAGGAGGAGCCGGACAGCACGGAGGAGGAGGAAGAGGAGGAGGAGGAGGAGGAGGACGAAGAAGAGAAAGAGGAAGAAGCCCCUGGGAGCCAGAUCUCCUCCUCCUCCUCCUCCUCCUCCUCCUCCUCCUCCUCCUCCACGUCGGAUAAGGACGACGAGGACAGUGACGGCCGGGAAGGCUUGAAGGACGGCGGUGAGGACCUGGCCGGGUCGGAGGCGAGCCACAGGGAGGAAGGCGACUCGGACGCAGAGGAGACGGCGAGCGUGGCCACCCGCAGGGCGGGGCCCGGCUCCUCCAGCAGCAGCUCCUCGUCCUCGGAGUUCGAGUCCAGUUCCGAGUCCUCGUCAUCGUCCUCCUCGGAGGAUGAAGAAGAGCUGGCGGCCGGGGAGGAGGAGGAGGAGGAGGAGGAGGAGGAAGAAGAGGAGGAAGAGGAGGAAGAGGAGGCAACCACGGACGAGAGCAUGGCCCCCGCCGUUCCCGACGAGAGCUUUGAGGAGGACGCGGCCGCGCAGGCCCCGGUGAUCGAGCCCGUGACGGAGGAGGAAGUGGACAUCGAGGACGAGGGCCCUGGGGAGCGGACCCCCGCGAUGGAGGAGCUGCCCCCGCCUGCGGGUGCGAGAGAGCCCCCCGGGGAGCCGGGUCCGAGCCAGGAAGCGGCCAGGCCCCCGUCUCCGGAGCCUCCUGCGACAGACACAGAGGCCCGCCUCCCCCCGCCCCCGGAGCCCCCCCGAGGGGAGGAUGUGGAAGCAAAGCCUGAGCCCCCUCUGCUGCUUUCCUUGCCUCCGCAGCCGCCGUUGCCACCCCCUCGACCGCCCCGGCCCCCCAGCCCGCCGCCCGAGCCCGAGCCCCCAGAGCCCCCGCCCCCGCCCGCCCCCCUGGAGCCUCCCCCCGAAGACCAGCCGCCGCGGACGCCGGGCAUCUGCGGCCUGGCCAAGUCGCAGAGCACGGAGACGGUGCCGGCCACGCCCGGCGGGGAGCCCCCGCUGUCCGGGGGCAGCAGCACCCUGUCCCUGAGCUCCCCGCAGGUGCCCGGCAGCCCCUUCUCCUACCCGGCCCAGUCCCCCGGCCUGGGCAGCGGCGGGCUCCCCCGGACGCCCGGCCGGGACUUCAGCUUCACGCCCACCUUCCCCGAGCCCGGCGGGCCCCUGCUCCUGCCCCUCUGCCCCCUGCCCGCCGGCCGCCGGGACGAGCGGCCCGGCCCUCUGCCGUCCCAGGUGCUCCUGGAGACCGGCCUGCCGCUGCCGCUGCCCCUGCCCCUGCCCCUGCCCCUGGCUUUGCCCGUGCCCGUGCCCGUCCUGCGGCCCCAAGCGCGGGCCCCUCCCCAGCUGCCGCCCCUGCUCCCCACCCCCCUGGCCUCCUGCCCGCCCCCCAUCAAGAGGAAGCCGGGCCGGCCCCGACGGUCCCCCCCGGCCCUGCUCUCCCUGGACGGGUCCUUGGUCCGGCCGCCGGGGGCAGCCGCCCUGGGCAGGGACCUUCUGCUCCUGCCGGGCCAGCCCCAGGCCCCGGUCUUCCCCAGCGCCCACGACCCCCGGGCAGUGACCCUGGACUUCCGGAACACGGGGAUCCCGGCCCCCCCGCCGCCCCUGCCCCCCCAGCCGCCGCCGCCCCCGCCCCCGCCCCCUGCGGAGCCCGCCAAGCUGCCCUUCAAGGAGCUGGAGAACCAGUGGCUGUCGGAGGCCAUCCCCCCGGGCCCCCGCGGGCGCGACGAUGCGGCCGAGGAGCUGCUGGAGCUGGCCAAGGCGCGCGGCCCCUGGCGCCGGCCGCCCAGGAAGCGCCACGAGGACCCGGCGGCGCCCGCCUCGCCCGAGCGCUCCCCGCCGCAGCCCCUGUUCCGGCCGCGCACCGAGUUCGAGGAGAUGACCAUCCUGUACGACAUCUGGAACGGCGGCAUCGACGAGGAGGACAUCCGCUUCCUGUGCGUCACCUACGAGCGGCUGCUACAGCAGGACAACGGCAUGGACUGGCUCAACGACACCCUCUGGGUCUACCACCCCUCCACCAGCCUCUCUUCAGCCAAGAAAAAGAAACGGGAGGAUGACAUCCCCGAGCACGCCACAGGCUGCGCCCGCAGCGAGGGCUUCUACACCAUCGACAAGAAGGACAAGAUCAGAUACCUCAACAGCACCCGCGCCAGCACAGACGAGCCCCCCACCGACACCCAGGGCAUGAGCAUCCCGGCGCAGCCGCACGCCUCCACCCGGGCCGGCUCCGAGCGCCGGUCCGAGCAGCGCCGCCUGCUGUCCUCCUUCACCGGCAGCUGCGACAGUGACCUGCUCAAGUUCAACCAGCUCAAGUUCCGGAAGAAAAAGCUCAAGUUCUGCAAGAGCCACAUCCACGACUGGGGCCUGUUCGCCAUGGAGCCCAUCGCGGCCGACGAGAUGGUCAUCGAGUACGUGGGCCAGAACAUCCGCCAGGUGAUCGCCGACAUGCGGGAGAAGCGCUACGAGGACGAGGGCAUCGGGAGCAGCUACAUGUUCCGGGUGGACCACGACACCAUCAUCGACGCCACCAAGUGCGGCAACUUUGCGCGCUUCAUCAACCACAGCUGCAACCCCAACUGCUACGCCAAGGUGAUCACGGUGGAGUCGCAGAAGAAGAUCGUCAUCUACUCCAAGCAGCACAUCAACGUCAACGAGGAGAUCACCUACGACUACAAGUUCCCCAUCGAGGACGUCAAGAUCCCCUGCCUCUGCAACUCCGAGAACUGCCGGGGGACCCUCAACUAGCCCGGCCCGGGCCGGCCCCCGCCCCAUUUCAGGUGCUGUCCUCUACCCAGCGGCCACGGCAGGGCCUGGCGCCCCAACACUACCCCAGGCCCGGCUCCGGCCCUCGGCGGGAAAGGGCUUCUCUGUCCGACGCCACGUGAAUGCCUCCGUUCUGCGUCGCUCUCCCCGGCUCCGUCUCUCUCUCUCUCCUGCCUCUUUCCCGUUGUGGUUUGUCAUCAGCCUCUUUCCGUGAAUGCUGCUACGUCGUCGUCUUUUUGUUUUUUUGUUUUUUGUCUUCCCUUUAUUUUCUUUCUUGUCACACGAAAAGACAUUUUAACCGUUGAAAUGUGAAGGCAGACUCGGGGAGCGGGGACCCCGGCAGGGGCUGCAGAGGCCGCCGUGGGCCGGGGCGCUGACCGUCCAGCAGCCGGGCGCCGGGCCGGGCGCCGGGCCGGGCGCCACGCCGGGUGCUGCUCACGCACAGGAGGGACUGCCGGCGGCUCUGACCUCAGAACACUAUGGAAGGCCCGCCCUCCACCCACGGACUCCGUGAGAAGAAGCUACAGACCGCACCCCGUCUGUCCUUCCCCCGGCAGCCAGGGGGCCACGUCCCACUCAGAAAUCCCCCCCAGGCUCUCUGCCACCCCAAGUCUGGGUUCAGUGUUUACUUUCUCCUUCGAAUGCCAGCAACGAGGGGCCCAGCAGGAGGGCCCGGCGUCACGGGCCCGAGGAGGGCCGCCCGGGGCAGGCGGGGCCCGUCUGGCCGCUGCAGGCAUCUGACCGGGCGUCUGACCGAGAUGCACGUGGACUUUUUCGUUUAUAAGCGUCCCCUGUUCGCUCCCAGCCCGCACUCUCCCUAAGACAUCAAGCGCAUAUUUAUUUCCAGGGUGAGACGCUUUCUCCCAGAGAAAAGGAAGAUCUCGGAAAGAUUUCAGAAUUCAGAUCUAGACCUGACAAGGUUUUCUUUUCUUUUUCUUUUUUUUUUUUUCUUAGCCCCUCCUUCCCCACUCCCACUUCCCACCCCCCAUCCCACCCCCUUCUGCAGGGUUCGAGUCCACGGGCUUGGUUCUCAUGCGCGUGUAGAAUCCAGCGAAAGGGGAAGGAGGUGUGUGAAGCUCAGACCCCACUUCUGUGUAAAUAGCUAGGCUGCCAGAAAGGACUUUUUCUCGGGAACAUUGUUUCUUGUAGAAACACGUGGGAAGACUUAUUUUUUUUUUUUUCUGAUUUCUUUGUACUUCCAAAAAAAAAAAAAAACCAACACAAAAAAAAACAAAAAAAAUCACCCAGGUCCCGCCCCCCCCGGACGCAGAACAGGACAGGCGUGUGCGUAACUGACGGGACGUGACCAGGACUCGGCCUCCCGCCCGCAGGGGCCUCUGGUAUCUCGGCUUGUGUCAAGCUUGUUAUCAUGUAAAUUCUGUACAAAGAAUUGUUAUUUUUCUCUUUUUUUUUUUUUUUUUUUGUCGUUGGUGAUUUUGUUGUGUUUUUUUCUUUCUUUCGGUUUCUUCACCCCAGCCCUCUCUGUUUGAGACUGUGCCCGCCGCCCGGCCUCACUGAGGCCGCGCGCUGAGACGCAGGGGGGGCCCUGGGCACAGCGGCGACCUUCUCUCCCAUUUGCGGUUUUCUGCCUAAUUGUGCGACCGAGGAAAUAUUUAUUUUUCACACAAGGAAACGUGUAGCUUGUAGAGACGGCUGAUUUCAGUUACGUGUGCAGCCCCCAAGGGGCUGUCUUUGUUCUCUCCUCCCCCCCCC
Pipistrellus kuhlii (Kuhl's pipistrelle) is the source of this 7960-nucleotide messenger RNA. It is a transcript of the gene SETD1B, whose product is annotated as SET domain containing 1B, histone lysine methyltransferase. The record is from RefSeq and is a predicted model, not a curated record. The coding region runs from base 272 to 6229 and encodes 1985 amino acids. Gene Ontology annotation, cellular component: Set1C/COMPASS complex. The transcript is spliced from 18 exons. Gene Ontology annotation, molecular function: histone H3K4 methyltransferase activity; protein binding; RNA binding. Lineage: Eukaryota; Metazoa; Chordata; Mammalia; Chiroptera; Vespertilionidae.